Ochlerotatus camptorhynchus is the source of this 1756-nucleotide messenger RNA. RefSeq names its product general odorant-binding protein 99b-like. The transcript has 2 exons. Lineage: Eukaryota; Metazoa; Arthropoda; Insecta; Diptera; Culicidae. The record is from RefSeq and is a predicted model, not a curated record. Bases 60 to 491 code for a protein of 143 amino acids. Gene Ontology annotation, molecular function: odorant binding.
UCCGCAGUCGGUUCAGCAUUCAGUUCCUCCGCGAUCGUCCCCUGGAAAAGUAGUGCACAAUGAAGUUCUUUGUCGCGGUCUUUCUGCUCAUCGGAAUUCUGUUCCACCACUGCCAAGCGGCUGCCUACACCGCAGACAACUACCGUGACUUCCGUCAGAAGUGUUCGAAAAUCCUCGGAACGUCCGCCGAAAUUAUGCAACAGAUCGAGGGCACGAAGGACUACACCUCCGACGACCGGGAGUUGCACUGCCUGGUUCGAUGCGUUGGAAUCCUGAGUGAAUUCUACGACGACGAGACCGGCACCAACUGGGAUCUGGUGGCCCAGCAGGUGGAAGGCAAGAGCGGCUUCGAAGAGCACCGGCAAGCGACGACCGAAUGCGUCCAGGCUCUGCCCGCGGAGGAAGUCCAGUCGGAUGUUUGCCGGAAGUCGUACCUGUCCUUCCACUGUGCCAUGAAAUCCGCCAAACAGCACAUCAAGGAUAAGAAUUAGUUGUUUCGAUUUUGAGUUGUUUGGAAUAAAAUGUCCGUCUGAGCGAGCGAUUAUCGAUUUCGCUUCGGAGGUGAACGAAAGAGGUGUGAAAUCCAAUUAUUAUCAUCAAUAAAUUGAACAUAUUUGAAUCAGUGCACCACCACGAUGCAUUCUCUGUCGGAAUGGGCACGCACUCAUACACACACACACACACAGCUACAUUUGGGAAACAGUUUCAGAAUGUUUGGGUUUCGCAGUGAUAUGAGCAGCAUGACACCUCUUUGCCCUCUCCGUAAAUGGAAAUCGACGGCACCAUUUUAGAUCGGUUCAAAUGUGGAACUUUGAUGGCAGAGCGGAUUUAGCACGGACCGGUCUAGCGUGAUUGUGUGUGUGUGUGUGUGUGUCCUCCAUUAAUGGUAAUGCAAUGGUUUGGUAGUACCUGGGUGAGUUGAUGUCAGGUUUUUCCGAUUCUCACACGGAAAUGGGAUUUGGUCGAUUUUCAGUGUUGCAGGUCGAAAUGAUAUUUGUUUGCCUAUGCAGGAAUGGUCGGCAUAUUUGAGGUUGGCAAAUAUUAAUUGGUGGGAAUCGGGGGAGCCGUGGGAGAGGAUUCGAAUGUUUAAAAAAGGCAAAAUCAGUUGCUGUUGGAUUUCCCAUUCGAUGAAAUAUGCAUUCCCGAAUCGACCUUUGCCAUGCAGCGAAGUGGUAAUCGUGGAAAAUUUGCAGUUGCUUUUGCUGCAUUUGCGGCGGGUGGGAUUAUAUGAAACCGGGUAAGGUCAAUCGAGUUCAAUAAUUAGGUGUUAGUGUUUGAUUUGAGAUCAUUGGUAGCGAACUAGAUUUGGCGUCAUAGUGGAUUUCAAUGAACUUAGCACCAAUCGGUGCUGCAAAAUAUCGACCAUACACGACAAUAUUGACAAUACGGACAAGUGAUCAAGUCUUUUAUUUGCAGAAAUAAAGGUAUACAUUCCUCGGUAAAGUUGUUGCUCAGCUCAUUUCAAGCAACUUUGUUAAGAAAAGCUUUUUUGUAUCUCUUGAAUUGACCAAUUUAGAGCAUUUUUCUAUUAGUACUAUAGAAUCUAAACAAAUCAGAGAUAUGUUAUUACUUUUAACUUCUAUAAAAUAAGCCAUAUUACUUUGUUAAUUUCUAAACUAAUACACUACUAGCCAUAAGUAUGGAUUCGCUCAGAAACAGUUACAUUUAUUAUGCUAUAUCUCGAAAUCCUGAUUAUUUGCAAAGGUGAUGUUGUCUUCGGCAAAGUUGUUCAGAAUGCCAAGGGCGUCUGGAAGGG